Babesia microti strain RI is the source of this 426-nucleotide messenger RNA. NCBI's taxonomy places the organism in Eukaryota, Apicomplexa, Aconoidasida, Piroplasmida, Babesiidae. The record is from the annotation of a RefSeq genome assembly.
AUGAUUAAUUUAUUAUUUCCUAAGUAUUAUAAAUAUAAAAAAAUUCAUAACAGUAGUUAUAGUUUAAAUAAUAAAUUAAAUAAUAUUAAUUUAAAUUAUGGAUUAUAUGGUAUUAUAUCAAAAAGUUUUGGAUCAAUAUCAUCAAGUCAAUUAGAAUCUAUAAGAUUUAUAUUAAAUAAAAAUAUAAAAAAAAUUAGUAAAAUAUGGACUAUUAUAUAUCCAAAUUUUCCAAUUUCAAAAAAAUCAAAAUCAUCUAGAAUGGGAAGUGGGGUAGGAUUAAUAUCAUAUUGGGUUUAUAAAGUUAGUCCAGGUAGUGUUAUAUUUGAAAUUGAAGAUAUUAAAUUUGAUUUAAUUAAAAAUAUUUUUAAUAAAAUAUCUUGUAGAUUUCCUUUUAAAGUAUGUUUAGUUAAAAAAAAUUAUUUUUGA